AUGCUUGGGAAUAUUAAACGGUCAGUUUUCAAAACGGGAUAUACAAUUAUUCGACAAUAUCAACAGUUUAAAAAUUGUACGCAAUAUGAGAAAAAUAAAUAUGAUGGAUAUUGGAAUUUAAUAUUAGAACAACCUAAAUCGAUAUCGAAUGAUCUAUAUAAUUAUGAUGAUAUAGUUAGUAUAGCUAUUGAACCAACCACUAUUCAAGAAGAUAAAUCUUUAUAUACUAUUGAUGGAGAAAAAAUACCUCAAAAACCUGAAUUUCCUAAUAAUUGUUGUAUGAGCGGAUGUGCUCAUUGUGAAUGGAAAGAUAAAUUAAAUAAUAUAAAAGAAAGAUUACUAAAAGAAAAAAAACCAUUACCUGAUAUUUUUAUACAACUUUUAGAAUCUAAUAAAAAUAACAUUGAUCCUGGAAUAAAAGCUUUUUUGGAAUUAGAAAAAUCAUUAAAUCAAAAAUCUUGA
This is a messenger RNA of Funneliformis caledonium, 462 nucleotides long. The record is from the annotation of a GenBank genome assembly. Lineage: Eukaryota; Fungi; Glomeromycota; Glomeromycetes; Glomerales; Glomeraceae.